CCCAGGGCAGAGCUACAUCGUGCCCCUUCUCUGGCAGCCUCUCACAGCGUGACACGCCUUCCACCAAACCCCCCCCCCCCCCCCCUUCUCCUUCGCGACCUUCGCGAGGCGCCCCAUGCCCACACGCCAACGCGAACAACCUACAGCAACCAACAACGACACCAGCAGCAGGCACCCGCGAGAGCAGAGCGUCCCCAGCCAUCCCUGCCGCCAUCCACACGACUUUGCGCUGCAGGCGGCGGGCCGUCCUCGAACGCGCGUUCUCUUGACUGCACGGCUCGCGGUCCAGCCCAUCGCAAGGUUCAUAACUGCCGUCCAUACUGCUGCUACGCACGCAUGGACUAUGUCCUCUGGACAGGGAGAGGACCAUCUCGGCCGGUGCCUGCGCGAUGCCGUGCGCCCCAUGACACAUACAUAGCACAACAACUUCACUGCCGAUGGAGGGACGACCACUCACCUCCCUGUCUCUCACGUUGCCUGCAUAUGCUAUUCCCCUCAUGAAGGGGGAUGGAUGAGGUAUCCCCGCGCUUUGGACCCGAUGCACUCUGCUUGACGGUGUAGGGCCUGGCACCUCUCUCUCUCCCCCCCUCUCUCUCUCUGUCGUCCCCUCGCAUGCUCCCGCGGCCCGCCACUCUUUGGCCCCAACGAGGCCAGAGCUACUCAUACGGUGCAGGUCACGCGCCGGGGGGCCCUGUGUCAUGGCCCCGGGUUCCUGCGCAUGUCUCCAUCAACAGCCGGCUUUCCGGGCGGGGAAGGGCGGCGUGCCCUCGCCAAUCCUUUGCGAGUUGUCGCCCGCCUCGUCUCCAAAGGCGGUGUCCAUAGGUAGGUAGCAGGACUAUCCGCUAUCAGGCCCCCUUUCUUUGGGCCUGCCUGGCCUUGCUUGGUCGGUGAUGCUGGUGGGCAUGGGGCGGUUGGUUUCUCCCACCGCGGUCGCCCAUAAAGCUACUACUAAUAAAGUAUCUGCACCUGUCCAGCA
Molecule: messenger RNA, 976 nt
Organism: Purpureocillium takamizusanense
Lineage: Eukaryota; Fungi; Ascomycota; Sordariomycetes; Hypocreales; Ophiocordycipitaceae
Exons: 1
Coding region: 116-418 (100 amino acids)
Source: RefSeq, a predicted model, not a curated record